Molecule: messenger RNA, 2382 nt
Organism: Carcharodon carcharias (great white shark)
Lineage: Eukaryota; Metazoa; Chordata; Chondrichthyes; Lamniformes; Lamnidae
Product: deleted in malignant brain tumors 1 protein-like
Exons: 10
Coding region: 1-2382 (793 amino acids)
Cellular component (GO): membrane
Source: RefSeq, a predicted model, not a curated record
AUGUCUGCGGCGGCUGAAGAACGAGUCACCCAAGCUACUCCCAUUUCCCAGGAAUUGGUAGUUCUGGAUAUUACUGGGCAUCAAUUGCAUAUCCAGGCAGACGCAACAGUUGGAACCUCUUUGCACCCUACCCGUCAAAUUGCUACAGUUGAAGCAACGACUCAGAAAGAUUUGAGUCACGUGAGGCUGGUAGGCCAGCGGUCGUCUUGCAUUGGUGAACUAAACGUUUAUUACCGAGGUCAGUGGAGAUCCGUCUGUAGUAGUCUGUGGGAUUCAGCUACUGGCGAAGUCGUCUGCAAGCAAAUUGGUUGCGGUUUCCAUCACAGUUCAACAAGCAGCCCCAUCUCACAAGAAACAGGAUCUCCGUUACUGAAUAAGAUUCAGUGCAAUGGAACAGAGGCUUCACUGUCGGAUUGCUCAUUCAGUGCGUCGGGCCUGCAGAGUUGCGAAACUGGGGCGAUUGUAACCAUUAAGUGCACAGGAAUCGAUACGCAAGCAGGUAGAGUUGGGGUGUUGAAUGGGAGGUGGGUGCAGAGUGAUACAAAUAAGCGAAGGAAGAAGGCUUCAGCUAUUAUCGAUAUGAAGGGGCUAGCAAGACUACGAACCUGGCAGACUCAACAUGGUUUUGUGAUUAAGAACUCAUAUUCAACCAAUGCAUUGGAGUUCUUUGAAACGGUCACAUGUGCUGUGGAUAAAGGGCAACUAGUGGAUGUACUGAACUUAGUUUUCGAGAAAUUAUUUGAAAAACGUCCUACGCCAAAGGUUAUUGAGGAAGAUAAAAGUUCAUGGUCCAAGGGAACCGCGAUGCUUGAGGAUGGGGGCAGCCCCUGUGCUGGAAGAGCUCAAGCCUGUACCUUCAGUGUGUGUUACAGUAUCUGCGGUCGAAUGUGGGACAUGAAUGACGCUCGUGUGUUUUGCAAAUACCUGGGCUGUGGCGACGCUGUAUCUGCAUCAGAUGAUUCUCAGUUUGGGGCUGGCGACCUGCCUGUUCUUGACUUUGAAGUUCACUGCGACGGCUCCGAGGACAACCCCUGGAAUUGCGACUUUAAUGUCUUGACACACACGAACUGUUCCACAGGAAGGAAAACAGCUGGUGUUGUUUGCUCAGGACAGAAAGGACCGCGGUUAGUUGGUGGUAAUGGCACCUGCUCAGGAAGAGUGGAGAUUUUGCUGGGCAACACCUGGGGUACAGUUUGCGACGCCUCCUGGGAUUUACAGGAUGCGGCUGUAGUCUGCCACCAACUUGGAUGUGGGGCUGCAAUAUCAGCGCGAGGAGAUGCAUUCUUCGGAGAGGGAAAUGGUUCGAUAUGGAACGAUAUAAACGAAUGUAUCGGCAAUGAAUUGCGUUUGAGUGACUGCCCAGUGGCAUCCUGGGGGCACCAUCAGUGCACGCACAAAAAUGAUGCUGGUGUCAUCUGUUCUGAUGAACCUUGGCAGGUGCGACUGGUCAAUGGAGAAAGUGUUUGUGAUGGACGAGUGGAGGUUUAUUACGGCGGUUUUUGGGGGAGAGUGAUUGACACUGAGUGGAAUUUCAAUGAUGCCGAUGUGGUGUGCAGACAGCUGAACUGUGGCGCUGCAAUAAAUGUUUAUAACAACUGGAAGUUUGGAAAAGGCGACGGCCCAGUGUGGAUCAGCAAUGUCAGAUGCAAUGGAAGUGAACACUUCCUGUGGAAUUGUGGUAUUACACAAGGGAAGCAAUUAUCCAUCGCAGGCGACGUCGGCGUGGUUUGCUCUGAUCAUAUUCAGGUGAGACUGGCAGAUGGUGGAAGUCGCUGUGCCGGAAGGGUGGAACUUUACUAUAACGGAACCUGGGGGACUGUUUGUGAUGACCUCUGGGAUUUAGCAGAUGCACAUGUUAUAUGUAACCAGCUGAAGUGUGGACAGGCUCUAAAUGCAACGGUUUCCGGUUGGUUCGGCACAGGAGCGGGGCCUAUCUGGCUUCAUAACCUGAUGUGUGCAACGAAUGAUUCUGUUUUGUGGGAAUGUCCGGGGGGUCCGUGGAAUGAGAGCAACUGCAAUCACAAAGAGGAUGCUGGAGUUAUCUGCUCGGAGCACAGGGCUGUAAGGCUUCAGAAUGGAUCGAGUCCCUGCACGGGCAGAGUUGAGGUUUUCUAUAAUGCGACUUGGGGGACUGUUUGUUCCGAUUCAUUUGGAAAGGAGGAUGCAGAAGUGGUUUGUAAGCAGCUCAGCUGCGGAUCCGUCCGGUCUGUCGAUCGGGAUGUCACAUUUGGAAUGGGUUUCGGACGGAUUUGGCUUGAUGAUGUGCAUUGUCGCUUGCACGAUUCACUUUUAUGGCAAUGUCCAUCUUCGCCAUGGGGUGAACAUGAUUGUGAGCACAAGGAGGAUGUAGGUGUCAUUUGCUCAGGUAAUAACUACAAAUAG